Molecule: messenger RNA, 550 nt
Organism: Chrysoperla carnea
Lineage: Eukaryota; Metazoa; Arthropoda; Insecta; Neuroptera; Chrysopidae
Gene: Uxt
Product: protein UXT homolog
Exons: 2
Coding region: 110-550 (146 amino acids)
Biological process (GO): protein folding; regulation of DNA-templated transcription
Cellular component (GO): prefoldin complex; cytoplasm
Source: RefSeq, a predicted model, not a curated record
GUGACAGCUGUCAAUUCCCUGAAAUCAAAACACUUCAACAAAAUGUCAAAUCUUGCCGCGAAAGUUUUGUAAUAUUUUGUAAAAUUUAUUAUAUGUAUUCCUAUUUAAAAUGGAGACGGACAAAGAAAUAAUAAAGUAUGAAACGUUUAUAAACGAUAUCUUAAAAGAGGACCUUAAGUUAUACGACUACAAAUUAAGUAAAUUAAAUGAAGAAUUAACACAAUAUUACGAGCUAAAAAGUACAAUAAAACAUUUAUUAAAUUUAAAAGCUACAAAUGAUGGUACUAAUUCAAUAGAUGUAAAAUCAUUAAUGGAUGUAGGAUGUAACUUUAUGAUGGAAGCUCACGUUGAAGAUGUAUCAAAUAUAAUAAUUCAUGUUGGCUUAGAAUAUUAUUUAGAAUUUCCAUUAAAGGAAGCUGACAAGUAUGUGGAGUCACGCAUUGAAAUGUUAAUGAAACAAGUUGAACAUUUAAAAAGUUUAGUGAUUGAGACUAAAGCUAAAAUAAAAAUAUGUUUAAUUGGUAUUGGUGAAUUGCAAAAAAUGAAUUAA